Molecule: messenger RNA, 858 nt
Organism: Micropterus dolomieu (smallmouth bass)
Lineage: Eukaryota; Metazoa; Chordata; Actinopteri; Centrarchiformes; Centrarchidae
Product: sporozoite surface protein 2-like
Exons: 2
Source: RefSeq, a predicted model, not a curated record
CUAGGGCCUGGCUCGCCCCAAGAACCUUCAUCCCCACAAGACCCUUCAUUGCCCCUAGGGCCUGGCUCGCCCCAACCGCCUGGGUCACCCCAAGAACCUUCAUUGCCUCUAGGGCCUGGGACACCACAAGGGCCAGGGUCGCCCCAAGAACCUUCAUUGCCUGUAGGGCCUGGCUCGCCCCUAGGGCCUGGCUCGCCCCAAGAACCUUCAUUGCCUCUAGGGCCUGGCUCGCCCCAAGGGCCCCAACAGCCUGGCUCACCCCUAGGGCCUGGCUCACCCCAAGAACCUUCAUCCCCACAAGACCCUUCAUUGCCCCUAGGGCCUGGCUCGCCCCAACAGCCUGGGUCACCCCAAGAACCUUCAUUGCUCCUAGGGCCUGGGUCGCCCCAAGGGCCCCAACAGCCUGGCUCGCCCCUAGGGCCCGGCUUGCCGCAAGGGCCUUCAUCCCCACAACAGCCUGGCUCGCCCCAAGAACCUUCAUUGCCUCUAGGGCCUGGGACACCACAAGGGCCUGGCUCGCCCCAAGAACCUUCAUUGCCUCUAGGGCCUGGGACACCACAAGGGCCUGGCUCGCCCCAAGAACCUUCAUUGCCUCUAGGGCCUGGGACACCACAAGGGCCAGGCUCGCCCCAAGAACCUUCAUUGCCCCUAUUGCCUGGAUCGCCCCAACAGCCUGGGUCACCCCUAGGGCCUGGGUCACCCCAAGGGCCUUCAUCCCCACAACAGCCUGGCUCGCCCCAAGAACCUUCAUUGCCCCUAGGGCCCGGCUCGCCCCAAGGGCCCCAACAGCCUGGCUCACCCCUAGGGCCUGGCUCGCCCCAAGAACCUUCAUUGCCUGUAGGGCCUGGCUCACCCCAA